This is a messenger RNA of Erigeron canadensis, 1083 nucleotides long. RefSeq names its product UPF0603 protein At1g54780, chloroplastic. NCBI's taxonomy places the organism in Eukaryota, Viridiplantae, Streptophyta, Magnoliopsida, Asterales, Asteraceae. The transcript is spliced from 3 exons. Bases 37 to 909 code for a protein of 290 amino acids. The record is from RefSeq and is a predicted model, not a curated record.
GAUGAACACAAACAACAACAAACACAUUUGUCAUAAAUGGAAACCAUUCUAGCUCCUCUGCCUCAUUCUCUAUCAUCUUCUUCUUGUCUUUUCAAAUCCAAACAAAUCCCUAAAUCAAACUCCCUCAUCACUCACAAAUCCCCCAUUAUUUCAUGUAAUCUCAAAAACCAACAUUCUUCAUCAUCUUUUUCUAGUGGUUCUUCUAACUGGGUAACCCAUGUUCAACAUGGGUUAGCUGCAUUAGCUAUAUCAUUAGCAAUCAACUUUACACCAAUAUUAGCGACAAGUGGUGCAGCAUUUGCUUCAGAAUUUGAUGUACUAAAUGAUGGUCCUCCUAAAGAUACUUAUGUGGUGGAUGAUGCUGGUGUUCUUAGCAGAGUUACAAGAGCUGAUUUGAAGAACUUGUUGUCUGAUUUGGAGUACCGUAAGAAAAUUCGCAUCAAUUUUGUUACUGUUCGCAAGCUCACGAGCAAAGCUGAUGCCUUUGAAUAUGCUGACCAAGUUCUGGAGAGAUGGUACCCAACACUUGAAGAGGGAAACAACAAAGGGAUAGUGGUACUGGUGACAAGUCAAAAAGAAGGGGCAAUUACAGGAGGCCCUGAAUUCAUUAAGGCAGUUGGUGAUACGGUUCUUGAUGCCACACUAUCCCAAAACCUUCCCGUCUUGGCAACGGAUGAAAAGUACAACGAAGCGAUAUUCAGUAGUGCUAAACGGCUAGCGGCUGCAAUUGAUGGUCUUCCUGAUCCGGGCGGUCCACAAGCUAAGGACAACAAAAGGGAGUCUAACUUCAAAACUAAGGAAGAGACCGCUGAGAAAAGAGAUCAGUUUACCCUUGUGGUAGGAGGUUUGUUGGUUAUCGCUUUUGUUGUUCCCAUGGCACAAUACUAUGCCUAUGUCUCCAGAAAAUAGGUAUUUAUGUCUAGUUGUAUAAAGCCCGUACCCAUGGGAUGAUCACGAGUGAUGUAAUUAGCAAAUUCAUUCUUAAAUGUGGAUGCAUUUCGUUUCGAGUGAUAUUCUGCAUCUGUGCCUUUCGUGAUGUAAUUAAUGGAGGCCCAUAUUAAUGAACAUAGUUUGGCUUUGUAA